AUGUUCGACUACAACCUGGUCACCCCGUCGGGUCCGGCCACCGUGCGCAUUGGUCUUCCUCAUGCGUCUAUGCUGAAAUUUCCUCCCAACGAGCUUCCCGCGACUCUCCCGGCACCACAACUCGCAGAACUCACCUGGUACCAGCCAUUCAACAUCCCUCCCGAGCUCUUCCACCAGCUCCUCGAUGUCCGCGUCCCCGUUACCAUUGCCUCCCUCUACGCCGUCACCGUCGUGCUGCUCAAUCGCGUGAACAAGAAUCGCGGAUACAAGCCAUACGCCUUCAGCCAGACCCGCUGGUUCAAGGUCUUCGUCAUCCUGCAUAAUGUCUUCCUCGCCAUCUACUCCGCCUGGACCUUCGCCGCUAUGUUCAGGGCCUUCCGUAACUCGUUGCCGGGCUUCAAUAACCCCCACGGGCUAGCUGGGUGGGCGGAUUCGCUGUGCAAGAUUGGUGGUCCUCGUGGAUAUGGCAAUGCAGCUUUGUACAACACUACCACGGAGCACUGGACCAUGCCCAACCCGCAGUUCUCGUUGAUUGAGGGUGGUAUUCCGGAUCCGCUUGAUGAUGGUCGUCUGUGGAACCAGGGUCUUGCCUUUUUGGGCUGGAUUUUCUACCUCUCCAAGUUUUACGAGGUUUUCGACACGGCGAUUAUCCUGGCCAAGGGUAAAAAGAGCUCAACUCUGCAAACUUACCACCAUACCGGUGCUAUGAUGUGCAUGUGGGCUGGUAUCCGCUACGUCGCGGCGCCGAUCUGGAUCUUUACUCUGGUCAACUCGUUCAUUCAUGCGAUGAUGUACACCUACUACACCUUUACCGCCCUCCGCAUCCGCGUCCCCGGUGUGAUCAAGCGAUCCUUGACUUCAAUGCAGAUCACCCAAUUCCUCUUCGGAACCACCAUGGCCGCCUCGUAUCUGUUCGUCGACUACACUCUUCCCUUCUGGGACGCGCCUGAGUCCGGUGCUGGUGCUGGUGCUGGCGCUGGUGCCUCCGGAUCGUGGUUGAAAAAGCUUGGCUUAGCCUCUGGUCAGCAGCAGCCCAUUGGUCUCCCCACCGUCGGUGCAAAGCUCCCAGGCGUAGACUACCGCAUGGUCCCCUGUCUGGACACCACCGGCCAGACCUUUGCCGUUUCGCUCAAUGUCUCGUACCUCCUGCCUCUGACCUACCUCUUCGUCCGCUUCUUCGUCCGUUCGUACCUGUACCGCAAGGAGCCCAGCGUCCCCCAGCCUACCCACAUGCACGCCGCCGAGAAGGCUGGUCUGGAUGCUCUGAAGGGCGUUAGCCGCGAGAUUCAAAAGGCCGUCGAGGUCAACGGUGAGACCAGCGAAGCCACCGAGGACGAAGCAGUCAAGGCUCAGGCUACCAAGCGCAAGGCAUCUCCCGCUGCCGCCGACCAGUCCAAGGAUUCACCCAUCAGGACGCGCUCCUCGGCUGCCAAGAAGGCUGCGAACGGUGGUCGUCAGGAGGGAUUCUCGCCUGUGAAAAAGGGUGUUAAGAAGUCUGAGGGCAGUGCCGGUAGUUCUCCUGCGGAGACUACAAACCCCUACGGAGUUUUGCAGAAGUCUUAG
Molecule: messenger RNA, 1563 nt
Organism: Aspergillus chevalieri
Lineage: Eukaryota; Fungi; Ascomycota; Eurotiomycetes; Eurotiales; Aspergillaceae
Product: elongation of very long chain fatty acids protein
Exons: 2
Coding region: 1-1563 (520 amino acids)
Biological process (GO): sphingolipid biosynthetic process; fatty acid elongation, polyunsaturated fatty acid; very long-chain fatty acid biosynthetic process
Cellular component (GO): endoplasmic reticulum membrane
Molecular function (GO): fatty acid elongase activity
Source: RefSeq, a predicted model, not a curated record